AAAUCUAAAGAAAUUUUUUUUGAUGAUAUUGAUAAUGUAGGUGGGAUCCCGAUGAUCACGCCAUGGAUGGACUACCAGAUUAUUUGAAAUCUGUAGUUAAAUUUACAUUUGAUACCUUCCAAGAGUUUGAAAGAGAAGUGGGUUUAGAAUUAGGAGGAUCUUACAGCUUGAAAGCAACAAUUGAGGAGUGCAAGAGAGUGAUGAGAAACAACCUUAAACUCGCCAAAUGGGCAAGCACGGGUCACUUGCCUAGCUUUGAUGAGUACCUAGAUGUUGCUGGAGUCGAGAUCGCUAUAUAUUUUACCUUGGCAGGUAUUUUGAUGGGUAUGGAAAAUAUCUGCAAGAAAGAAGCUUAUGAGUGGUUGAAAUCUAGAGACAAACUCGUUAGAGCAUUAACCGAAAAAACACGAUUGUUGAAUGAUAUGCAUGGCUUCGAGGAUGACAUGAGCAGAGGAUAUGUCACGAACUCGAUCAACUGUUAUAAGAAGCAAUAUGGAGUUACGGAAGAAGAGGCUUUUAGAAAGCUUCAUCAAAUGGUUGCAGACCUUGAUAGGAUGAUGAAUGAGGAGUUUUUGAAGCCAAUCAAUGUGCCACACCAUGUUCUAAAGGUACUUAUUGUGGACACCUUACGCGCAGUGAAUGUUAGCUAUGAAAAGGAUGAUGAAUUUACCCGUCCUGGUGAUCAUCUCAAGAACUGCAUCAAGUCAAUGUACAUUGGUCUUUAAGGACUUUGGUUUAUCAAACUUACUUGUGGUUUAGUUUAUAUCAGGGUACAAAACUCUUAUCUCAUCUCUUGUGUUUUAAGAUACUCGAAUCUGUCUUUAGGUGUUUUCAAUUGUUGUUCCUCAAGUCGAUGUUUAUUUUGUGCA
Messenger RNA from Arabidopsis arenosa, 869 nucleotides. The record is from the annotation of a GenBank genome assembly. NCBI's taxonomy places the organism in Eukaryota, Viridiplantae, Streptophyta, Magnoliopsida, Brassicales, Brassicaceae.